Brassica napus (rape) is the source of this 1944-nucleotide messenger RNA. RefSeq lists its product as uncharacterized. The transcript has 5 exons. The record is from RefSeq and is a predicted model, not a curated record. NCBI's taxonomy places the organism in Eukaryota, Viridiplantae, Streptophyta, Magnoliopsida, Brassicales, Brassicaceae. The coding region runs from base 384 to 770 and encodes 128 amino acids.
UUAACGGCGCCUCUCGCGUGGACUCUAAAUCCCAAACCCAUUAAAAAAAAUGAAAAGGGGUAAGAGGCGGGUGUCGUGAAACCCUACGGGAGAUGCGCCUCUUCGAUUCAUCGAUUUCGUCUCUCUCUCUCUCUCUUCCCACCCAAAAUCUCUUCUUCUCAGACGAAAUUCACCGGAAAUCAAGUUCUACAGAGAGAGAUCUUCUUCUUCUUCGCCUCUGUGGCCGUGUUUGCGCAGCCGGCGAAGCAAAGCUACCAUCAGACCACAUCGAUGGAGGUGAGCCAAAUAGCUGAGAAAAAAAACAGAGGUUAGAGCUUUUCUGUUUUGGUGUAUCUCUGAGUUGAAGAAGAGAAGAUUCUCAAGUGUGUUAUCGUAAAUCAUAGAUGGAGCCACAGCAGGAUUCAUCAUACAGAAGAAGAUUCAGGUUGCGGCGAGUGUUCUACUGGAUCACAGACGGAGCGGCAGGAAGAUUCAUUGAACUCCAAAACAUCUGGGGAACAAGUCAGACACAUCCACAAAUGGCUUCAAGAAAACCGAUUGUUUGUGGCCUCUCAGCAAGAGGAAUCAUGCCACCUCUCCAACCAGAAGUUACCGAUGAGGAUGUUGCGGAUAACACACCAACUGAAGUAGAAGUGGUGGAGAUAUCAGAUGAAGAAGAAGACAAUAUGGUGGAGUUAUCAUGCGAAGGAUACAGGAGGAAUAUGGGCUAUUUGAUUAGGGUAGAGGAAUCAGAAGGUGACACUGAACCUGAGUUCAGAAGGAUGUUGUAAAGGAUGCAUGAAGAAGAGAAGAAGCUGAGACAGGGUAUCAAGGUAGAAGAAGGACAAUCCUCUAAGAAGAAGAGAAGAAGCUGAGAGUCACGGGUUUGUGUGUUGUCAUCAAACUGUUGUCCAUUUGUGUAGUCAUGAGACUACUUUUGUAUUGGAGUCUGUCAUGAGUCACGAGACUCUUGUUUGUGUCUGUCAUGUUGUGUCUGAAUAGAGUCACGAGACUCAUGUUUAUUUGUGUCUGGGUGUGUAGUCAUGAGACUACUCUUGUCUGUUUCUGUAUUCACGAGACUUGGUUGUAUUGUUAGUACUAUUUUUAUAAAUUUAGGUGAAGCUCUCAUUCUACAACAUACAACGCUUUUUCUAUGCUUCUCUCAUUAGAGAAACUCAACGCUUUUCAUCACACCACAACGCUUCUUCAUCAGACCACAACGCUUCUCCUCUUAUUCUAAAACACAACACUUCUCUCAUUCUAAAACACAAAGCUUUUUCUUAUCUUCUUUUACUCGAUAUGGGAUCUUCUUCUCAAAAUCCUUUUGAGGGAUUGGAUAGUCAAUAUGUUGAAGAAACAUUUGAUCAAUAUUUUGAUCAAAAUGUUGAUGAUCAAUAUGUUGAAGAAACCUUUGAUCAACAUUUUGAUCAAUAUGUUGAAGAAACAUUUGACCAGUCCUUUGAGAAUUUUACCAUUAAUCAAGAAAAAGAAAAGAAAAAAAGAAAAAAACGAGUUUACAUCGAAAGAAAUCGUGAAGAAGGCGAUCAACGUUUAUGGAAUGACUAUUUCAGUGAAACUCCAACAUAUCCUCAUAGUCUAUUCCGACGACGUUUUAGGAUGAACAAGUCUUUGUUCGUGCAUAUUGUUGAUCGACUCUCCAAUGAAGUUGAAUUCUUUCGACAAAAGAAAGAUUAUCGGGGAAGGCUUAGUCUCUCUCCUCUUCAGAAGUGUACGGCAGCGAUUCGUUGCUUGGCAUAUGGUACUGCGGCUGAUACGGUUGACGAAUACCUCCGACUCGGUUCAACUUCAACUCGGUCAUGUUUGGAAAAUUUUGUGGAUGGAAUAAUAUAUUUAUUCAGCGAGGAGUACCUAAGAAGAUCUACACCGGCUGAUCUUCAACGUCUACUUGAUAUUGGUGAAUAUCGUGGAUUUCCCGGGAUGAUAGGAAGCAUCGAUUGUAUGCAU